AUGUGCCAUCCCUGGUUAGCCACCACUUCGAUGUUCGAGCGCCGUGCAUUGAACGACCUUGGACGAGCAUAUUCAUCGAUCUGCGCCGCCGUCGGUUAUCGCCAAGUGAAACUUGAAAUUUCCCCCUUCUUCAGAAAACCUAAUUUGUGUUGCGCCGCCGCCCCCCUCUUCCGGCGGGUCGCCCUCUGUGGCCAUCGGGCCGAUCUUGGCGAGUCGUGGCUGAGAGCUGAUUUUUCAGCCCUCCCAGUUUCGGAUUCGACUGGGCCGAAGGUGGAGAUCACCGCCUUAUCUUCCCAAGCACCGGAGAGGUUGCCGGCCGCCGUGUCCAGCUCCAGCCUUGGGAGCCGUCAUGCCGCUUGA
Striga asiatica is the source of this 360-nucleotide messenger RNA. Lineage: Eukaryota; Viridiplantae; Streptophyta; Magnoliopsida; Lamiales; Orobanchaceae. The record is from the annotation of a GenBank genome assembly.